Messenger RNA from Rhinichthys klamathensis goyatoka, 1312 nucleotides. RefSeq names its product chloride intracellular channel 2 (gene clic2). The record is from RefSeq and is a predicted model, not a curated record. The coding region runs from base 169 to 888 and encodes 239 amino acids. Gene Ontology annotation, biological process: chloride transmembrane transport; negative regulation of ryanodine-sensitive calcium-release channel activity. The transcript has 6 exons. Lineage: Eukaryota; Metazoa; Chordata; Actinopteri; Cypriniformes; Leuciscidae. Gene Ontology annotation, molecular function: chloride channel activity.
GAGGGAGAAACCAGAAAGCAAGAGUCUGACUAACUUUCAUCUCCGAACACUUGCACACAUUACAGCCGUGUACAAAUCUUUGGGGGGAACUUCUAUUGUCUGGUUGGUUUGUGGAAUAAUUUUCACAGAGGUCUGGAAUUAUUAAAGUCUUUUUCCCGCAGGAAAGAAAUGGCACUCAGACAAGACUCAGAUAAAGAACCACGAAUUGAGCUCUUCAUAAAGGCGGGUCAUGAUGGAGAGAAUGUGGGGAACUGUCCCUUCUGCCAGAGACUCUUCAUGGUUCUUUGGCUGAAAGGAGUCAAGUUCACAGUAACCACCGUUGACAUGAGGAAGAAGCCAGAAGAGCUGAAGGAUUUAGCUCCAGGUACAAACCCGCCAUUCCUCCUGUACAAUGGCACGCUGAAGACUGACUUCAUAAAGAUCGAAGAGUUCCUGGAGACCACACUCGCCCCUCCUCGCUAUCCUCAUCUCAGCCCCCGCUACAAAGAGUCAUUUGAUGUUGGUGCUGACAUUUUUGCCAAGUUUUCUGCGUUUAUCAAGAACAGCCCAAACAAUUCCUUCCAUGAAAAAGCCUUAUUGAGGGAGUUCAAGCGUCUGGAUGACUAUCUGAACACUCCACUUCAGGACGAGCUCGAUCAAAACAUCAGCGUAUCCAAAAGAAAGUUCCUUGAUGGCAACCGCUUGACACUGGCAGACUGCAACUUGCUACCAAAACUGCACGUCAUCAAGGUUGCUUCCAGGAAGUACUGUAGUUUUGAGAUUCCUGCUCAGUUCACUGGAGUGUGGCGUUACCUGCAGAAUGCAUGUGAGAGAGAAGAGUUCAGCCAGACCUGUCCAGCUGACAUUGAAAUUGAGAAAACCUAUCUGAGUGUGGCCAAGAGGAACUGAACUUCAGAUUAUUGAGGACAUAUGGGGUUAAAUGUUUAAAUAGUGUAAAUAUUUUAACAUUUCAGUUUAUAAGUUUAUAGGCAUCUACAUAGUUCACAGUCAUAAAUAUAUUACAGCAAACACAAAAGGCACACUGGCUGAACACAGUUUGCUUAUGCACUUUCAUUGUGCCUGUGAUCUCAGAGCCCAUUGGAUUUACUAGCAUACUUUUGAGUGACUGUUACUGUCAAACAGGCUUUAUUCUGGUAGUUUUAGAAGUUAUAGGAUCUUUUGCAAGCGAUCUUGAGCACAACCGGCGAGUUGUGCUUUUAACAGCAUGUAAUGUUUUUGUGCAUAAUGUAUAUAUGUAUUUUACAUUCAUUAAGGCAUAUUCAGUUUUAUGUAAUGUAUAUAUUUUAAUCAUCUGUAAGAAUGAGUUGAAAAC